Saccostrea cuccullata (small rock oyster) is the source of this 1983-nucleotide messenger RNA. RefSeq names its product carboxylesterase 1C-like. NCBI's taxonomy places the organism in Eukaryota, Metazoa, Mollusca, Bivalvia, Ostreida, Ostreidae. The coding region runs from base 97 to 1824 and encodes 575 amino acids. The transcript has 3 exons. The record is from RefSeq and is a predicted model, not a curated record.
UCACACAGACGACAUACUCAGCUAUUCUCUCGAGCAGACUUAGGGGUGCACGACGUAACAGCAUUAUCAGCAGUGGAACAGACAUUCUACAACAAAAUGAAUCAUCUCCCAUUACUCUGUGUCGGUUCAUAUUUGAUAAUAUUUGCGUUUGGAUCGGAUGUGAUUAAUGUUGUAGAGGUCAAGACCCCUUCUGGCUGGGUCAGAGGAUACGAAGAAAUCCAUGACGAGGGGCAGCUGUAUAGAUUUGUAAAAAUUCCAUUUGCACAGCCUCCAUUAGGAGAUCUACGUUUUCAGAAAACCAAACCCAUUGGCGAAUGGAAAGGAGUCAAGGGAAUUAGUGCUGUAAAUGCUCCACAGUGUACUCAAGUAAUGUUCCCAUUACCAGGUUUUGAUUCAUUAGAAAAUGACGAGGAUUGCUUAUACCUCAAUAUAUAUGUACCAGGAAAAAUUUCUAAAGAAAGAAAUCUGUCUGUUAUGGUAUGGAUUCAUGGCGGAGGGUUUAUGAUUGGUGGAGCAAGUCAGUACAAACCUCAGAAGCUAGUGCUAGGAGGAGAUGUAAUCGUUGUUGCCAUUAGUUAUAGAUUAGGUCUCCUUGGGUUUCUAACAUUACAUGACCCUCUUGCACCAGGAAAUUAUGGGCUGUGGGAUCAGAUCGAGGCUUUAAAAUGGGUUCAAAAUAAUAUUGCAGCCUUCGGAGGCAAUCCAAAAUCAGUUACUAUAUUUGGAGAAUCAGCAGGAGGCAUGAGUGUGAGUCUUCAGACAUUGAUUCCAUCAAAUGAAGGACUUUUUCAAAGAGCAAUUUCCCAAAGUGGGGUAGUUUCGUUCUUUUGUAUUUCAAGGAGAAGGGAAGAAAAAGAAACUAAUGACGUUUUGCUUAAAAAUACGAAUUGUACAGACAAAGGCGGUAUAGCAGAAACCCUGGAAUGUCUGCGAGGAGUAUCGGCAGAAAAUUUGACAGCAGCAGUACCUAUGAUGGAAUUUGAAAAAUCUUUUAAUAUAAGUUUUGAAUUUGGAAGUUUGGUUCCAACAGUUGAUGGUGAAUUGAUCAAAGAAAAUUUGGCUUAUCCAAAGUCUUGGGACGACGAGAUUUAUCGCUUUUUCCGAAGUAUCGAUUACAUAUCAGGUACUCUGGAUGCAGAAGGAAAUUCUCUGCCUCUAAUAUUAUCCGAAGAGACUCAAAAUCACUUCAAUUUUAAUGUAUCAGAACGGGUUCCAGUAAGCGUUUUAUGUGAAAUGUUAGCACCAACGUUUGUUAAUACAGCUACAGGUAAUAUUCCGGAACUAACAAAGGAAAUAUGCGAGUUUUACACUACUUCUGAGGGUGUUAAUGAGCAGAGUAUGAGAGUGACCGACUUCAAUGGCGAUUCAUCGUUCAUCGUACCCAGCAACAUUAUGCUAGAAAUCCAUGCAAAAAACAAUGAUAAAGCUAAAACAUACCAAUACUUAGUCACAAAACCAUCUCCUUUUCCGUUCAUCCCAGAAUUACCAGAAUGGUAUAGUGGGGCUGGACAUGGCGAAGAACUGCAUUUAAUGUUUAACGUGACCUCAGAUCAUGUCCCAGAGGAGACACUGAAAAAACAAGACUUAGCGUCCGUAGAGAAGCUGUCUAAAGACGUCGUUAAGUAUUGGACUAAUUUCGCAAAGUAUGGUGAUCCAAACUCAGAAGGCCUUCCAAAAUGGUCCAGCUUUGACACUGUCACCAAAAAAUAUGCUAUUCUGGACACUCCCGUAACAGAAGGAGAAAAUCUUAAACCCGAUGCCACAGAUUUAUUAAGGAAAGUCAUUGAAAAAGGACGAUCUAAUGCAAUUCAUGACGAAUUAUAGCAAAACUUUGAGGAGAUUUCAUUCCUGUUUAUUCUCAAUCAGUUCCAACUAAUGUUUUUAAAAUCUCAUAGUGUGUCUUGAAAAUUCAACUCUUGAUAAUGAAUAUUACAUAUAUGUACUUAUUAAUCUUAACCAUAGUGUCAAUUUUAGUACCUUUUA